Clonostachys byssicola is the source of this 1365-nucleotide messenger RNA. NCBI's taxonomy places the organism in Eukaryota, Fungi, Ascomycota, Sordariomycetes, Hypocreales, Bionectriaceae. The record is from the annotation of a GenBank genome assembly.
AUGGAGAGAAUAGAUCACCUCCGCAGGGAGAUAGCCCUGCGGGAGUCAGAGCUGGCAGAUUUAAGAUCACAACUCGCCGUUGCGGAAUCGGAACAUCGUGCUCAUCAAGAUGAUGGAUCGUCGGGUUGGAAAUGGCCGUUGGCACAGCAUGAGUACGACCGCUAUAGUCGGCAGAUGAUCGUGCCGAAACUUGGUCUUGAGAGCCAGCUCAAAUUGAAGAACUCGAGAGUUCUAGUGAUUGGCGCAGGUGGCUUGGGCUGUCCGGCCUCAGCCUACCUAGCCGGGGCUGGCGUUGGGGCUCUAGGCUUGGUAGACGGAGAUACUGUCGAGGUCUCCAAUCUCCACCGACAGAUUGCACAUUCUACGAGUCGCGUGGGCAUGAGCAAGGUGGAAAGUGCCAUUACCUAUCUGCAAGAGCUGAACCCUACCAUCAAAUACCACGCCCACCAGACACAUCUCACUACUGAAAAUGCUCAAGGCAUCGUCUCGCAGUACGACUUCGUUCUUGACUGCACCGAUCAUCCCACCUCUCGUUAUCUCAUCUCCGACAUCUGCACCCUCCUAUCCAAGCCACUCAUCUCAGCCUCCGCUUUCCAGUCUUCCGGUCAGCUGAUCGUUUUGAACAACCCGCCUGGUCAAGGACCGUGCUACCGAUGCGUCUUUCCCAAGCCUCCCCCACCAGAGAGCGUAGUCGCCUGUGGUGAGGGGGGAAUCAUAGGACCAGUCGUUGGCGUGAUGGGUGUGCUGCAAGCCCUCGAGGCGAUCAAAGUGAUUACGCAAGAGGUGGAACAGAAAGGCGACGAGAAAAAGAAGACGAAUACAUUGCUGCUGUUCAGUGCGCUAAGUGACACUCCCUUCCGAUCGGUGAGGAUGAGAGGACGUCGAAGUGAUUGCGUCGCAUGCGGUGAUGCUUCGGAGCUCACUCUAGAAAAAUUGAAGUCGUCGAUGGACUAUGUCCAAUUUUGCGGCGUGAAGGAGCCCGUCAAGCUCUUGAAGCCAGAUGAGAGAAUCACAGCAGAAGAAUAUGCGCGCAUCGCCAAGGAGCAAAAGGAUCAUGUUCUCAUCGAUGUCAGAGAAAAAGAGCAAUUUGGCCUUUGCAGCAUCCCCGGCUCCAUCAACAUUCCCAUCACGCGCUUCAUGAGCCACCGUCCAGAGAAGGGUCAAGUCCCAGAGUGGUUCCCGGAGGCCAUCUCUCCCUCUUCGCCGGUGUACCUGGUGUGCCGUGUAGGGAAUGACUCGCAGACAGCCGCACAGAAACUGAAAGAUAUGGGACUUGGCCAGGACGGAGAGCGGUUCAUCGGCGACAUCAGUGGUGGACUAUCGGCGUGGAGAAACGCAAUCGACCCAUCAAUACCGUUCAUAUGA